Molecule: messenger RNA, 1669 nt
Organism: Myodes glareolus (Bank vole)
Lineage: Eukaryota; Metazoa; Chordata; Mammalia; Rodentia; Cricetidae
Source: RefSeq, a predicted model, not a curated record
GCUUGUGUGCAACAGCCUUCUCAGGGACCCACCUUUGGGAUAAAAGUUGGCGCUACAGGAGGUGGCUAUUUCCAGGUCAUUCCUAUGGAAAACUUCAAUCUCCACCCCACUGGUGACAUGCACGCCAUCACUGCAGCUAAUAACCUCGUGGCUGCUGCCAUCGAUGCUCAGGUAUUUCAUGAGCUGACCCAGACAGACAAGGCUCUCUUUAACCUCUUGGUGCCUUCAGUAAAUGGAGUAAGAAAAUUCUCUGAUAUCCAGAUCUGAAGGUUACGGAGGUUAGGCAUUGAAAAGACUGACCCUACCACACUGACGGAUGAUGAGAUAAACAGAUUUGCAAGACUGGAUAUUGAUCCUGAAACCAUAACGUGGCAAAGAGUGCUGGACACCAACGAUAGAUUCCUGAGGAAGAUCACAACUGGACAGGCUCCAACAGAGAGAGGCCAGACACGCACGGCCCAGUUUGAUAUCUCUGUAGCCAGUGAAAUCAUGGCCGUUCUGGCCCUGACUAGUUCCCUGGAAGACAUAAGAGAGAGACUGGGCAAAAUGGUGGUGGCAUCCAGUAAGAAAGGCGAGCCCAUCAGUGCCGAGGAUCUGGGCGUGAGUGGAGCGCUGACGGUGCUGAUGAAGGAUGCAAUCAAGCCCAAUCUCAUGAAGACCUUGGAGGACACACCAGUGUUUGUCCAUGCUGGGCCUUUUGCCAACAUCACACAUGGGAACUCCUCCAUCAUUGCAGACCGGAUUGCACUCAAGCUUGUUGGCCCUGAAGGCUUUGUAGUGACUGAAGCAGGAUUCGGAGCAGACAUAGGCAUGGAAAAGUUCUUCAACAUCAAGUGCCGGUAUUCUGGUCUCCAGCCACACUUGGUGGUUCUUGUUGCCACUGUCAGGGUUCUUAAGAUGCAUGGGGGUGGCCCCACGGUCACUGCUGGACUGCCCCUUCCCAAGGCUUACACGGAAGUGGACCUGGACCUGGUUGAAAAGGGCUUCAGUAACUUGAGGGAACAAAUAGAAAAUGCUUGGAUGUUUGGAGUGCCUGUGGUCGUGGCCAUGAAUGCAUUCAAGACAGAUACCGACACUGAACUGGACCUCAUCCGCCACCUUUCCAGAGAACAUGGGGCUUUCGAUGCUGUCAAAUGCACCCACUGGGCAGAAGGAGACCAGGGGGCCUUAGCCCUGGCUCAGACAGUCCAGCGAGCAUCACAGGCCCCCAGCAACUUCCGGCUCCUCUACGACCUCAAGCUUCCAAUUGAGGAUAAAAUCAGGAUCAUAGCACAGAAGAUCUAUGGGGCAGGCGACAUCGAAUUGCUCCCAGAAGCGCAGAACAAAGCAGAGGUCUAUACAAAGCAGGGCUUUGGGAAUCCAGCCAUCUGCAUGGCCAAAACACACUUGUCAUUGUCUCAUAACCCAGAGCUAAAAGGUGUGCCUACUGGCUUCGUUCUGCCCAUCCGUUACAUCCGUGCCUGCCUUGGUGCUGGUUUUCUGUACCCAUUAGUGGGAACGAUGAGCACAAUGCCUGGACUCCCUACCCCGCCCUGUUUUACGAUAUUGAUUUGGACCCUAAAACCGAACAAGUGAAUGGAUUGUUUUAAACAGAUCUGUCCGCAAGAGGCCACUUUGUCUGGCCAGUGUCUGUGCAGGCCCACUGAGGAAGUGUGCAGAAGUCCAGGAA